Poeciliopsis prolifica (blackstripe livebearer) is the source of this 12172-nucleotide messenger RNA. RefSeq names its product apolipoprotein Ba (gene apoba). The transcript has 29 exons. NCBI's taxonomy places the organism in Eukaryota, Metazoa, Chordata, Actinopteri, Cyprinodontiformes, Poeciliidae. The record is from RefSeq and is a predicted model, not a curated record. Gene Ontology annotation, cellular component: low-density lipoprotein particle; mature chylomicron; very-low-density lipoprotein particle. Gene Ontology annotation, biological process: cholesterol transport; lipoprotein transport; triglyceride mobilization. Bases 192 to 12014 code for a protein of 3940 amino acids. Gene Ontology annotation, molecular function: low-density lipoprotein particle receptor binding; cholesterol transfer activity.
UUCUGGGAAGACCUUGAAUUGGACCACCAGACCAGAACCAGAACUCGAUCCAGAAGAAACCAGAAGAGGAUUUCAGGAGGAGCUGUAGGGAACUGGAAUCAGAACCAGCGGACCGGCUCACAGUCUGGACUUUGACCCGGCUGAUACUGCAGCAGAUAAAAGAUCCGAUCGGACUGGAGCCGCCGCAGUCGAUGCUGGACGCUCCAGGUACACCGGCAGAACUCGUCAGUUUGACCCGGCAGCAGAACCCGGUUAUUGGGUCCAGAAUGGGUUCUGGCCCGCUGUGUCUGCUCCUGCUGCUGAGCGCAGCUCUGGCACAGGAUGUGGAGGAACCAGCUUCAUGUCAGAUGGCUUCCAGAUUUAAGGUCCAGAGGAAGUACGUGUAUCAGUACAGCGCAGAGGGCCGGAACGUAGCGCCGGGGUCUGCUAGCCUCCAAAAUGGGCCUAAAGUCACUUGUGAGGUAGAGAUUGAAGUCCCCCAGAUGUGCAGGUUCAUCAUGUACACCAGAGAUUGCACCGUCAGCGAAGCGUCCGCCACAGACGCUCGGGCUGAGGCGGCCUACGACCCGGCACCCGGCUCCGACACCUUCAGAGCCGUCAUGGAGAGGAGUCCGCUGAAGGUCAGCGUCCACUCAAACGGCCGUGUGGAGCUUUACCCCAAGGCGGACGAGUCCAUCAACAUCCUCAACAUCAAGAGAGGCAUCAUUUCUGCAUUCCUGGUUCCCGUCAUGGAGGAUGGACGGACUGGUCUGGUGAGUUCGGUCCAUGGUCGCUGUCUCACCACAGUCACGGUUCAUUCCAGGCAGGAUGUUGCCACAGACGCCAGUGUUUCCAGAGAUCUGUCCCAGUGUGACCAGUUCUACGGCAGGACUAUCACCAGCAGCCCAGUGGCUCUGCUGCAGCAGCUGCACAACCCCAUCUCAAAACUCAUCAGCAGCACCCAGAGCUGCAGAUACCAGUUUGAUAACAGAGGAACACACAUCACCGCUGCCAAAUGCACCGAAAAGCACAGAUACCUGCCGUUCUCCAGCGGAGACAACGGGAUCUCAUCAGUGGUGAUCCAGGAUCUGAGCCUUCAAAGUGUAAAAAGGAGCAGUAGCAGAAGAUUUGAUGCAGACCCCCUGCAGGCACAGCCUCUCCACUUUGAUAAACCAGAAGACAAAACUCCAGUCCAGAUGAAGGACGCCGUUCUGGGCACCCUGAGGGAGCUGGUGGCGCUAGCGAGCACAGAUCAGGGUCAGAAACGGACCACCCUUUUCCAUAAGCUGGUGUCCAACCUGAGAGUCCUGAGGAACGAGACCCUCAGCCAGACGGUUGCUGAGAUGGUCCAAGUGUCCAACUGGCUGACCUUCCAGGCCCUGUUCCAGUGUGGAACCUCAGAGUGCACCAGCGCCAUCAUGCAGGUCAUCUGGACCAUUGACGGGGUCUCUCUGGAGGUGGAUGCUCUGGUGUACGCGCUAGCUCUGCAGGCCAAUCCGGAUGCAGCACGUGUGAGAGACAUGCUCAGCAUGGCUCAGUACAAACAGAGCAAAGCCAUCAUGUUCGCUCUGGCAAACACAGUGAGAAAGUUCUAUAAGGGAGAGGUUACUCCAGAGAUCACUGAGGUGUCAAAGUUCAUGGAGACAAUCCUAAACGACUGCUCAGAGGAAAUAAGGGAUCCUGACCGGGACCCCGCUCCAGAUCCCACGGAGGAGGCCUUCCUGGUCCUCAGGGUUGUUGGUGUUAUGGGUCGGGCCAUGCAAGACGUCAGUCCAUCACUCGUCUCCUCGAUUUUGCGAUGCAUGAAGAAACCAGAUGUUCCCUUAUCCAAUCAAAAGGCAGCUAUCCAGGCCUUCAGGCUGAUGAACAUUACUACUGAGAUUCGGCGCUCCCUGCUGGAGGCGUACCAGGACCCUCAGAGUCCUGCUGACAAACGCCUGGCAGCGUACCUGGUGCUGAUGAAGGAUGCCGACUCCGGCCUCAUCAGGGAGAUCUGCAGCGGCCUGCUGGGCGAGAAGGAUGAGCAGCUAAAGAGCUUUGUGCUCUCCCACCUAAACAACAUCCAGAACUCUGAUGACGAGAAACCAGAACUCAGACAGCUUAUUGGGGCAGCUCUGCAGGACAAACCAUCAUCCACCGACACCAUGUUUAAUGGGUUGUCCAAGAACUACAUGCUCAGCUCCCCGCUGGGUUCGGUCCAGAGCAACGUCAUCUUUGACAGCGGGAACACGCUGCCCAAGGAGAUGAAGCUGAAGGCUUCUCUGAAGGCCUACGAUGGCAGCUUUGAUAUGUUUGAGGUUGGACUUGAAGGAGCAGGAUUUGAGCCAACAGUCGAGGCUCUUUUUGGGGAGAAGGGUUUCCUACUCGAAUCUUUCUCCAGGCUGAUGAGGUUUGUAGGCGACAGAGCUCCGAUGCUCCGAGGAGUUCUGGACAGGAUUUCCCCUGGUCCAGGCAGAAAGAGGAGACAGGUCCCAGAAGUCCAUCUGAAAGCAAUCAAAGACAGUUUCCAGCGGCUCCUUUAUGACGUUCGGAUCUCUGCGGCUCCUGAAGCUACUGCCUUCCUCCGGUUGCUGGGCGAUGAAAUAGGAUAUAUGAAGACGAGUGAAAUGAGAAAAAUGUUUGAGACUCUGUUCAUGUACUACCAUGUCUUCAUCAGAGUACUACCUGCACAGGCCUUCUCCAAACUGACCUCCAGCACCGAAAACGAGAUGUUUCUCCACUACAUCUUCACGGAGACUUGCUUCUCUCUCCCCACUGCCUCUGGUUUUCCUCUCAAGUUCUCCUUGUCUGGAGUGUUUGCCGCCGGCGCCAGAGGAGGCCUGACCCGCUCCACAGUGACCGGCGUGUCCUUCAUGCCUUCAGGAGGGCUGGAGUUCAUCACCCAUAUGGGCGUUCACCUUCCAGACUAUGUGGACGCAGGAACUGAGAUGCUCACUAAUCUCUACCACGAGAGCUCAUUUCAGGCCAAAGUAACUGUGAAGAAGAACCAGGUUGAACUGUCCAUCCCUGCUCCUAAGUCCAGCCAUCCGCUGCUCAGCAUCAGCAACAAGCUGCUGUCCAUCUCAUCCGGACAAACUAAGCCGGUGCCAUCUCUGGUGGAGAACCGGGUUGACCACUCUGACUGCCAGCUUCUGCUUAAAGGACUCAACCUCUGCACAGUGGUCAGCUACCCCAAUGCUUCCUCUGUGGAAGAGACGCCUUCCUUCCCUCUGACUGGAGACACUAUGUUUGCAGUUGAACUCCAGCCCACAAAGAAAGUUUCCGGAUACACGGCCUCCAUCAGCGACGAGACUCUGCGGGAGGGCAGAAAGGGCCUACACAAAGUUCAAUCCCUAAAGCUCACCCUGAGGGCAGAAGGUGAAGAGUCAACGGAGGCAACUGCAUCUGUCAAGUACAACCAGAAUAAAAACACCUUUUCCGCUGAGCUGCUCAUUCCUGACUGUGGUGUGGAGGCGACAGUGAACCUGGCUGUAACCCGGACAGAUGGAGACGGGCGGAAGACGAGAGGCUUCAGAAUUGACGUGACCAACAGGAACGUCACCCGGUUCUCUCUAACAGGACGUGCCAGACAUGAAAUGAUGAAAGAGGUCAUGAUGCAGCUCCAGAUGGACAUCCCGUCUCUGCAAACGGAUGCAUCCGUCACUGCAACCCUGAAAAAUGAGGAGAAUGUGCUGAUGGACUUGGAAUCAGUCCUUCACCUCCCUGCAGCUUCAUACCAACAGAAAGCUUCUCUAAAAUAUGAUGAAGAUAAAGUCCAGCUGGAACUGAAAACAGACCUGGCUGCAGAGAUCAAAAAGAUGAUUCCACAUGCAGAAGACCGUCACAUGCAGCUCCAGAAGCUCAUCGAUGAUAUGUUGGAGCAGAAAGUUGCAAAGACUGACAUGAAGUUGCGUCAUAUAGUCAGCAAAGGGAUUGAGGCAGGAAACAACUGGCUGGACAAACUGACGGCUCACUUCCCCUCUCUUGCAAAUCUUCGAAGUAAGAGGAGCAUCUCAGACCUCAUGCUGCCAGCCCUGCCUGAGAAACUCUUCCUGCAGUCGGACAGUUUGUUUCGAUACCAGUUCAACAAAGAAAAGGCAAUCAUCAGUCUCCCUCUUCCACUUGGAGGCAAAACAUCAGAGGAGCUGAAUUUUCCAAAGACUUUGUCCUUUCCAGUCAUAGAGUUACCUCAGAUUGGAUUACAUAUCCCAGCUAAAAAGUUUGUACUCCCAUCAUUCAGUGUACCGACCUCUUUGGAUCUCCCAAUUCCUCUUCUCGGACUGGCUGAAGCAUCGACCAAGAUCCACAGCAACUUGUACAGCUGGGAAGGGUCGAUCUCUGGAGGCAACAGCACUGUGGAUAUUCCUAGCUACAUAGCACAGUACAAGGCUAUGGCUCAGUCCCCAAUACACUUACUGUCAUAUAAACUUGAAGGGAUUGGGAUGAUAUCAGGAAGAGCUGAAGAUAAUCUCAAGUAUCUUCUCAACUGUUCUGUCAGCCACAUCUUCCUUGAUAGCAGCAUCAGCAUCACGGAAACCUUAAGAGUGACGGAGAAACUGAACGCUCAAGCCAAUUACAAGUUAGAGGCCUUCAGUCCGUUAGGCCUUGAAACCUCUCUCCACUACUCUGCUCAGUCCACUUCUACUCUGAAUUCGGAUGAAGUUUCAGGAGAUGGUGAUCUUACUGGACUACUCAAAAUAGCUUCUUUUCACACCAACACCUCUUAUAGCCACAGCUACAAUCUGUGUCCUCUGGCUCGAGAAGGAAGAGGAGAGUCCAUCUUACGCUUUGACUCUCCCUUCAUCCAGUUACAAAAUGUGAUCCGAGGACUUUAUGCAAACUCUGAGUUGAAUGUUGUAUCCAAAACUAGUACCCAGAGAGAUGUCUUCAAGCAUGUUGCAGAGCUCAAGUACAAAGAUGCACAACUAUCCCUGAAGUCCAAGGCUGUUGGGUUGGCAUUGGGGAAAUCUCUAAAUAACAAUGUUGAGCUUGGUGCAUCAAGCCAGAUGUUGAUCAUCAGAAUUGAGUCUCAGGCAGAUGAUGACAACAGUCGGGCUUACUCACUCAUAACUGGAUCCCUAGAUUCAAACGGGAUGGAGGUUAACUCUGAAGGCUCCCUCACCUUUGAAGUGGGUCGGGCUUUGCAUAAAGCAUCUGUAAGAGCUGGAAGAGAUGGUCUAAGCUUCAGUGAAAUCAACAACAUUCAGUGCAGCCCUGUCACAGUAGAGAACAUCUUUGAUGGUGCAAUUGAUGUCAGUGGAGCAUCUUAUUCCUCAACUACCAAAGUGGUGGUUGAGGAAGGCAGAGGAGAACUUGGAUUUGGAGGUAAAAUCACUCCUUCAGAGGUUUCUUUAUAUGGUGACCUUAAGGGUCAUGCUUACGAUGCAGCCACAGCAAACAGCAUGAAUGUUGUGCUGAACAGAAGGGCCCUGACUUUCUCUGGUAACAUGAAGGGAACCCUGAGGGAGAUGUCGACAGAAAACAGUCAUAAAUUGACCCUCACUCUCUGGACUUUAUCCCUCCGCUCCAAGACCGAGAACUUCAUCUGUGAAGAUCAUUACUACAGGCAAAACCUCAAGAUUGAUGCAAAACCAUUCAUUCUGGGAGUUGACUUCAACAACAAACUCAGAUUUUACGACUUCAAUUUGGACAAGGAAGGCCACAUGAAGCUUGAGCCCCUUAAGGCAGAGCUCCGGGGAACACUGAAUGGAGCUUUCAGAGAAGAAGAAAAUAUCAAACACACCUAUGAACUCACCUACAAAGAUUGGUCAGGUUCAAUGAAGUACAGUACAUCUGGAAACAUAAUGGAUGCACAUUUAAGUCAUAGCUGCGAACUUGAAUUUGCUGGACUUUCCUCCAACUCAAAGUGUGAGGCGAAGUUAAGAUCUGAACCUUUACGUUUCAGUGGACACCUUCACAUCCAGGCAUUACCUUUUAGUCUGGCUAUUGAUUCAUCUAUGGACAGUGCUGGAGAACUAAGUCUCCAUGGGAAGCACAGCGGAGAGCUUUUCAGCACGUUAUUGGUUAAAACCACCCCACUAGCUCUUGGAUGGUCACAUGACUGUCGGGUAUCGACCACUCACAGACUUUCUGCUAGAGAGUCUUCAACUAGCUUCAGCAACAAGUUUGAAGGUCUGUUAACUCCAAAAGGCCAAUCUUUGGACUGGAAAGUCAACUCCGCAGUGAACAACCAUGCCUAUGAGCAGAGUAUCAGUGCUUACAAUGAUCCUGAGAAGAUUGGACUUGAGUUAUCAGGAGUGGCCCUAACAGACCUUCUCAGCAGACACGAGAGGUCUAACUCAGAACCACAAACAUUCAGUAUGGCUGGCUUCCUAAAGUACGACAAAAACAGUGACUGUCAUAUUAUUGAGAUCCCGUUCAUUGAGAGCUUUCCUGCUGCUUUUGAGCACUUUAAGAUGACGUUCAUCCGAGCUUUAGAAUCCCUCCGACAGCUACUAGAGAAAUUAAACAUCAAUCAGAUCAUCACUGACUUCAGAGCCAACUUGGAUCAGCUGCCAAUACGAGUGAAGAGAUUCAUGAGAAAUCUUGACUUAGAGAACAAAGUUGAUAAAAUAAAAGAAAGACUUGAUUACUUGAUUAAUGAGUUCACUGUAACAAUGGAUGACUUGGAGGUUGGUGUGAGCAAUAUGAGACAGAUCUUAGAAAAAAACAUUGUAGACAUAGUUACAAAGGUACAUGACUUCAUCUCUGCAUCGAAGGAGUUCAUCAAUGCUGGGCAUCUGACUGAUAAAAUAACAACAGUAUUUUUGUAUGCUGGAGAUCAGCUUCAGGCCUUUGAUGCAAAAUACCAAAUUAAGAUGUGGCUCGUGAGAACACUUGAUUUCAUGGAGGAUGUCAUCAGACAAAUAGACUUCCGGAAGCUCGGGGAAAGCCGUGCAGGAUUCCUGCAUAAUCUUGAUACAAAAUACGACAUCCUGGCGACAAUCAGGGAAAAGCUGUCUGAGAUGAAAAAUAACUUGGAGGAUUUCAACUUUUUCCAGUUUGUGGAAGUUGUGAAGAACUUCCUGUUGUCAUUUGACUGGGCUUCAUAUGUGGACCAGCUUUCCUAUCAAAUCCCAGUGUCAGAGAUAGCAAGAGUGAUGGAAUCAAUGAAUGAGGUAAUCAUCAACUGGAUUGAUGAAUAUGAAAUCCCCAACAAGCUAAAUACAGUAUACACCUACAGCAAAGAUAUUCUUUUAAAAUAUGAAAUUGAUGAUAUUUUCAAGGACCUAAUGGAUCAAGCAGUGAUUCUUAUUAGAGAAUGGAAGAUUGAAGAAACUGUGCAGUCAAUUGUUACAGCUCUAAAAUCCAUCAAACUUGAGAUGAUUUACAAUAAAAUGUUGAACUGUCUACACAGUGUAAUAGACAAGAUUAGAGAAAUUGACUUUAAAAACAGCAUUGAUGACCUUAAUGAACGCAUCUCCUCAAUAGUUGAAUCAAUGAAGGCUUUUGACUACAGCUCAUUUGUUGAUGAAUCAAAUAUUAAGAUUGUUGAGCUGACAGAUUACCUGAACAAUGAAAUCAAUAAGUAUGAGAUUGUGAAGAAGAUUGAGGCUGUUAGGAAGUUUUUCAGAGAAAUUCAAAAUUCUAUCUAUACCUAUCUGGAUGAACUGAAAAACACCAAAGUGGCCGAUGCCUUGAAGAAGCUGAAGGAUGUGAUUGACAGUGCAUUUUACAAUGACGUCAAACUGAAAGUUCAGGACAUUCUGGAGGACAUGAAGCAACGAAUUGUAGACAUGGACAUUAGAGAUGAAAUUCAUAUCUAUCUCCAGAGAGCAAGUGACUCCUAUGGAAACAUGGUCACCUUCUUUUCUGCUCAUUUUGAUGGACUCAUGGAGUGGAUGAAGUCAUUGGCUAGUGAUAAGGUUGUUGACCAGAUAAAGCAGAUGGUGGAAAGAAUUCUGGAGCAAAUCAAAAGAGCUGACAUCGAAGUCUCCACUUUUACCGUCCCUCUUACAGACUUGGAAAUACCAGGAUUCACCAUCAACCUCAAUAAACUGCAGGAAAUCACCAUUCCAGCCCAAAUAUCAGUACCUGAAUUCACCAUCCUCAGGUCAUGUACCAUCCCUGCUUUCAUCAUAGACUUCAAUGACAUCAAGACCAAGCUAGUGGCAAUCAUUGAUGACAUCCGCGGGUUUCAGAUCCAAAUGCCUCAACUGGAAGACAUCUUUGGCAACUUAAAAGUUCUUUACCUGCCUGAGCUGCCAGACAUCACCUUCCCAGACAUCGUUCUUAUUGAAAUAACAUUUCCAGAUAUUAGCAUUCCCAAACUAAGUGUCCAGGACUCAGGGAUGAAAAUGCUUACAAUUCCCGAUGUGACAUUUCCAGUGAUUCCCACUGACAUUUGCUUCCCAGUGUUUGGAAAACUCCAUGGACAAUUUAAUCUUUCUUUUCCAAAGUAUUUUCUUAUUAACAAAUUCAAAAUUGAGAAUUCUACUACAGAUUUGUCAAAUCCAAAGUUCACAGCCAUAUUUACUUCUCAUGCUAAAUCACCAGUCAAAGUCUUGGAGCACAUCUUUGAAGUCGAGUCUCAGCUGGAGGCUCCAAGAAUGGAGAGCCUUCAAUUCACACAGACCUUGAAAGCUACACAUGUUGCCUUCUCAGUUGACCACGAAGGCUCUCUGGCUCUUCCUAGUUCUCCUGCAGAGAGUUUUGCCAAGUUUACCACAAUAGUCACCACUCAGUUUUACACAGCUGACCUGCUUGGUAGUGUAGCUCUAUCACUGGAGAGUGGAGUAUCUGCAGUAAUAGAAACAUCUUACAAUCACAAACUGGACAUCCCAACACUAGAAGCUUCCAGUCAGGCAUCACUGAAGCAAAGCUUGACAGCAAAAAUGGACCCCAUUGGGGUUACUGUGACUGGUGAAACUAGUGGUACUGGGAAGUGGUCCAUUCAAGACUUCUUUGAUGAAGGUACCCACAGAACUAAUGUAGAAUUGAAAGUUGACUUUAACACAGCAAAGCUGACAUGUGUAGGAGACAUAGACUACCAGGCUUUCAAGUCAAAGCACACACUGACUGUUGACUCAACCCUCUUAAGCCAUGUUGCUGUAAAAGCUCAAUGUGAUUCCAAAACACCGUUUGUGAAAAACAGCGUUCUGUUUUUAAAAGGAGAGGCUGAAUUUGCAGACCUGAAUGCUGCACUAAUAGUCUCCCAUGAGGCUGAGCUCACUGGAGGUCUGGCAGGAACCAUGUCCAACUCCUGGGAGUUUAGAGCCCAGCCAUUUGAGAUUAUUGUUGAUGUUAAGAACAAGGUGAUCUCCAAAGUUUUGCUCCCCCUAAAACUCACCGGUAAGGUUGACCUUGAGAAUGAUUAUGGUGUUGUGAUAAACUCGGAGAGGCAGAGCGCAUGUUGGUUUGCUUUAGUCAGAUUCAAUCAGUACAAAUACAGCCACAACCUUACAGCACUAAACAAUGAGAAGAACAUCUACAUCCAGUCCAGAGCAGAGGGAGAGGCUGAUUUGGAGUUUCUGAUCAUUCCUCUCUCUAUCCCAGAAAUGACUUUACCUUAUUUCCAAAUCCAGACCCCAGAGCUUAGAGACUUUUCUCUGUGGGAAGAUGCUGGCUUGAAAUCCUGGCUUAUCAACCCCCAACAGUUAUUUGACAUGGACCUGAAGUUCCAGUAUCACAAGAACCCAGACUCACACUGCUUUGAAUUGCACCUUGAACCAAUCUACAGUGCAAUCAACGACAACUUUGAAAUCAUCCAGGGUCGAUUUGAAGCUUGCAGAGACAAAGUGGUAACACUUCUGAAAGAUUCAUACCACGAAGCAAGAGCACAGUACAUCAAACACAAAAUCAACACGUCCAGUCUUCCUCCAAAGAUCUUCAGGGUCCCUGGUUACAAAAUUCCCUUUCUGGACAUCCAGGUUUCUGCUUUCAGAGCAGAGAUGCCAGCAUUCAGUUUCUUUGUUCCAAAGGAGGUCAGCACAGCAAGCUUCAGAGUCCCUGCUCUGGGAUUCUCUGUACCGUCCUACACCUUUGUGCUCCCAUCUCUCAGGCUUCCUAUCAUCCAUGUUCCAGAAACCUUGGGUGAAAUCAAGCUGCCCAGUUUCACCCUGCCAACUGUACAGGACAGUGUGGUGAUCCCAGCAAUGGGCAACAUCACCUGUGAUUUCUCCUUUAAGUCCACCAUUAUCACCUUGAAUGCUAACGCAGGCCUUUACAAUGAGUCAGACAUCAUUGCUCGCUUCAGUGCAUUGUCUGUGUCUGUGUUUGAUAUUCUGAAUGGAAAACUGAAUGGGACUACCUGUCUGACAAGGACAAGGGGAUUAAAACUGGCUUCCAUUAUCACUUUAGAGCACAGCAAUGUUCAGGGCAACCAUGAAUGUUCUGUUAGCCUCACCAAGAGGAGCAUGGAAGCUUCUGCAGCCAACUCUGUAAAGAUUCAACUUCCCUUCCUCCAAAUGGAAAUGAGUCAGGAUCUCAGUGGGAACACAAGAACCAAGUUGAGCCUUGUGUCCAAGAAAAAGCUGAGCUACAUGUUUAAUGUUCCCCAGAUUGCAUCUGCAGGCAAAGGAAGUGUUGACAUGACCUGGACGGUCGAAGCUCUGUCCUCUCAUGUGUUACUGGAAUCUUCUUUCUUCUUCAUGGAGUAUGAUCUCACUGCCUCUACAGUUGUUAGAUAUGACGACAAGCUGCUUCAGCUGAAUGGGAACGGCAGGUUGAGCCACAGGGAUGGAAGCAUGAACUGGCAGUAUGUGUUGGACCGUCCACUCAGAACAAAACGUGAACUCUCUCGAGGAGAUUCUGUGAACCGGGAGUCUCGUCACACCCUUGAUGUCGACAUCACCAGCCGGAUGUUCACAGACUUAAGUGUCCGUUGUGCCUCCCGUAAGGACAGCAUCACAGCGUCCGUGUGGUCUCCGUCUGCCGGCUUCCUGGGUAUUCACCUUCAGCGAAGAUCUCCAUCACAACUGCAGGGAAAAGUGUUCAGCAGAUAUCUGUCCACUCCUGGGCAGGACACCAACAUUUUCACUGCCAAAGCAUUGCUGAGGAACUCAGACAAGCUGGUCCUGCAGACGUCGUGGAGUUGGGACUCUGUCAACAAUCUGAUCACGGGUUUUAAGGACCGGAUCCCUCUAAUGACCAAUGCCCUGAUCAAGUUCCUCAACAAGUACCACACCUCACACUUUGGCUUCGACCUGAACCGAGGUUCUGUGAAGCUGAGAAACGCUGUGCUGAAUCUGUUAGACAAGAUUCACCAGGAGGUUCGGGCUUUCGUCAGCAUGAUGCAGGAUUCAGUCCAAACCGCAGCUGAUCGAGGAAAGAACGCCUAUAUGGAAGCUUCUGACAUCCUAAGGUUCACCAAUAUGGUGAAUCUUACAGACAUCCUGAUGGAUGAGCUCAGAAGUGGCCUAAAGCACACCUGGCACAGCACAGAAGUUCUGCUGUGUCCGGUCAGAGACUUCCUCGACAAUAAAAACUUCUCUGUUCCUGGAUCAGGGGAGAAGAUGUCCAUCAUGGAGAUGUUUUCCAGCGUCAUGAAGGGGAUUUAUGAGCAGAUCAGGUGGACGGCAUUCACCAUUCCCGGGACUGACGUUCUUCUUGAUGGAAACAAGAUCAUGGAGACUGUGAAGAGAGACUUAGCAGCUAUGACCUAUCAUGUCAUGGAGUUUCUUCAGAGGACCCUGAAAGAUGUGUUCCAGCUCCUUGCUGAAAAAGCAGAGCAUCUCCGUGUUUACGUAGAAGAUCAGAACCUGAAGGUUUCCCCACUGGUCCAAUUAGUUCACAGGAACAUCAGAACCUUCUUUAGACAGCACACAGACCAAGCACAGACAUUUGUCUCUGCAUACAAAGACCUUGUCCAAGUCAAGGUCCAUGAGGCUUACGAUGCCUUCAGCAUGGAGAGAGUGAACAGCGCCACCAAAGGUUUCAUCAGCACAUUACAGUCUAAUCUCUCUCAGACAGUUAGUGAGAGGCUGAACGUGAUGAAGACGGCGUCUCAGAGUGCUGCACCGUACAUCCGGAUGGGGAAGGAGAAGCUGGAUGUAGAAGUUCCUCUUCCUUUCCUCUGGAAGUCCUUUAGCGAAUGGCCGACUCUGCUCAGACCCUGAACGCCCAACCAAUCAUCAUCUAACCUUAAACCUCACAUCCAAGUUCCUCCAGGUCCCUGUUGGAUAGUGUUGGAUCCACCUGGUUCCUCCAGGAUCCUGCUGGUACAUUAUCAAUGUUUUUAUCUUUGGCGGAAUAAAUAAAUAGAAUGAUGAGAACA